CUAGUAGGCCAGCAGUCGGCGUCGAAAUCACAACAUGAGGAAGACUAUCAACGUUACUGUGCAAGAGCCGGAGGAAGGGAAGCCAAUAGAUGAGCCUGUGGACUUCGAAACAGCGAUUUCGCUAACAGGCUUCGGGAAGUUCAACUACAUACUGCUGUUGGUGGCGUUCCCCGCAGCCAUGAUCAGCGUCUUCGACACCACAGCAAUGGCUUACAUUCUGCCAGUGGCGCAGUGCGACCUGGGCCUGACCAACCUAGACAAGGGUGGCCUCAAUGCCAUCACCUACGCCGGCAUGAUCACUAGUGCGUUCAUGUGGGGCGGUCUCUCAGACACGCUGGGUAGGCAGCGCCUGCUGAUGAUCAGCCUCAUAUUGGAUGGCGUGUUGGCGGUCGCCUCUGCCUUCGCCGUCCAGCUGUGGGCAAUGUUCCUGCUGCGGUACUUCGUCGGUUUCAUUGGUUGCGGGGCCUACGCCAUGCUGAUGUCCUACCUGGCGGAGUUCCACAGCACCAAGUACCGCUCCCGCUGCAUCAUGUUCACCGGCAUCGGAGUCUCCACUGCCAACUACCUCAUCCCCUCCUUCGCGCUGGGGCUGCUGACGCAGCAGUGGGCGGUGGAGGUGGGUGGCGGCCUGGUGCUCAAGCCGUGGAACGUGUUCAUCAUGGCGUGCUCGCUGCCCGCUCUGCUAGCCGGCAGCCUCAUGUCCUUCUUCCCCGAGACGCCCAAGUUCCUCAUGUCCAAGGGCCGCAACGGGGAGGCGCUCGCCGUCUUCCGCAAGGUCUAUGCUCUCAAUACUGGACGCAGCCCGGACUCCUUCCCGGUGCAGCGGCUGGUGGAUGAGCUGGAACUGCGCAAAGCGUCUGUGGCGAGCACCAUGAGCAUCCACCAGAGCGCCAUCCAGAGCCUCAAGAACGCCUGGCGCCAGAUGCGGCCACUCUUCGUCAUGCCGCAGCUGCCCAAGGCUGUGCUCGUCUUCUCCAUACAGAUCCUCUGCUUGUUCAGCCUGAACACAAUUCGGUUGUGGCUGCCGCAGAUCUUCGCAACCAUGGAAGAGUUCCUGUACAUCCAUCAGACGGCGGAGGGUGUAGGUAUGGGCUCGCUUACAGUCAACGACAGCGUCAACUCGGUGUACCUGUGCGACAUGCUCACGUACCAGUCCUCACAGAAGGCAGACAACUCGUCGCUCGUCAGCAUGCUGGUGAACCUCGUCGAUGGCGACAUUCUCAAUGCUACGCAGGCCGUCGCCUCUGAGAUACCAUGUCUACCUACAGUGUCCAACAGCCGCUUGUAUAUCAACUCCAUCAUCGUGGGCGCGGUGUCGGCGCUGGGCUACAGCUGCGCGGGCCAGUUCGUCAACUGGCUGGGCUACCGGACUCUGAUGAUGAUUUGCUUCUUCUCAAGUGGAGCUUUCGGCAUCGGCGUCCAGUGGUCGACCAACGCCGACCUGACGCUAGCCAUGCUGUCGCUGUACCUGGCGCUCGUCGGCAUCUGCUCCACCUGCAUGAUGGGCGUCGUCGUCACCAUAUUCCCCACUUCUCUAAGAACCACGGCUGUCAGCCUGACCAUGAUGUUCGGCCGAAUUGCUGCUCUAUCGGGCAACGUCAUCUUCCCUGUGCUGCUGGACCUAAGCUGUCAGCUACCCUUCUUCCUUGUGAGCGGUGUCAACAUAGCCAACGCAGCUCUCACCCGGUUGCUGCCGGUCACAAAGGGAAGGACAUUAGCGUGAAGCGCAUGGAGUUAUUAACUGCUCAUGUUAAGAGGCGGGCAGUUCCGGAUGGCGCCGUCCGUGAGAUGCCAACCUUCCCCCUGCAGACACGUCCUACUUCAGCUGCUGGGUGCGCUGUACCACUUCAUAAACGUCGUGCUCUGGGAUACAUACAGGUCAACGGUCCCUCAACAAACUGAGGAACCUCUCAGCAUUGACAUGUACAUGUUUAACUUAUUUAUGACAAUAAAUAAUUGUAUUUAUUAUCUUGA
Molecule: messenger RNA, 1974 nt
Organism: Schistocerca piceifrons (Central American locust)
Lineage: Eukaryota; Metazoa; Arthropoda; Insecta; Orthoptera; Acrididae
Product: synaptic vesicle glycoprotein 2C-like
Exons: 12
Coding region: 35-1723 (562 amino acids)
Biological process (GO): transmembrane transport
Cellular component (GO): membrane
Molecular function (GO): transmembrane transporter activity
Source: RefSeq, a predicted model, not a curated record